Messenger RNA from Brassica napus (rape), 800 nucleotides. RefSeq names its product 40S ribosomal protein S18. The transcript has 4 exons. Lineage: Eukaryota; Viridiplantae; Streptophyta; Magnoliopsida; Brassicales; Brassicaceae. Gene Ontology annotation, molecular function: structural constituent of ribosome; RNA binding. Gene Ontology annotation, cellular component: small ribosomal subunit; cytosol; ribosome. The record is from RefSeq and is a predicted model, not a curated record. The coding region runs from base 142 to 600 and encodes 152 amino acids. Gene Ontology annotation, biological process: translation.
GUAGAAAAGAGCGGCCAGUUUAUCAAAGGAGGUAACAUAUAAGCCACCACACCACCUUCAGAAGAAACCCUACUCUAAAACGGCGACAGCUUCCGUACUCAGUCCUCUCCCUCAGGCAGCUCUUCUCUUCGAGAUCGCACAAUGUCUCUGGUUGCAAACGAGGAGUUCCAGCACAUUCUACGUGUGCUCAAUACCAAUGUGGAUGGGAAGCAGAAGAUCAUGUUUGCCCUUACCUCCAUCAAGGGUAUUGGCAGGCGUUUGGCCAACAUCGUCUGCAAGAAAGCUGAUGUCGACAUGAACAAGAGGGCUGGUGAGUUGUCUGCAGCUGAGAUCGACAACCUCAUGACCAUUGUUGCCAACCCAAAACAGUACAAGAUCCCAGACUGGUUCUUGAACAGACAGAAAGACUACAAGGACGGAAAGUACUCUCAAGUUGUCUCCAACGCCCUUGACAUGAAGCUCAGGGAUGAUCUUGAACGUCUCAAGAAAAUCAGGAACCACCGUGGGCUGAGACACUACUGGGGUCUCCGUGUCCGUGGUCAACACACCAAGACAACUGGUCGCAGAGGCAAGACUGUUGGUGUCUCUAAGAAGCGUUAAGCCAGUGAUGGUAGCUGCAGCUGGAUUCAAUCUUUGAUAAAGACCGUCUUUUAACUUCUUUGAACAAUUUUGCACAACUCUAUUAUGUGUUCGUUUUUGAGAGACCUUCGUUGCUGUUUUAUUACAUGAAGUAAGAUAAUAUUUUGUUACUUGGGUCUUUAUAUCACUUAUCUUAUUACAUCUUUUUCUUAGCCUAUUCA